Messenger RNA from Ambispora gerdemannii, 399 nucleotides. Lineage: Eukaryota; Fungi; Glomeromycota; Glomeromycetes; Archaeosporales; Ambisporaceae. The record is from the annotation of a GenBank genome assembly.
AUGCCUCAAGCAUUAGUUAGAUUACGAGCAGCCAAUGUAUUGAUCCGUGUACAAAAAAUUCGUGUGAAAUCAGAGGGAUUUCUGGGCUUGCGAAAACAUGCGGAAUAUGAAAUUCUCACAAAAUAUAUGUCCGAUCGAGAUGGUUGGACACAAUCGGUUUCGUAUUUUCGCUAUAGUGAGCUGCGAGCAUUUCAUAAAGUGCUUCGUCGAAAUUUUCCACGAUUUCUUUGUGAUAAUUUAUCCUAUGAAUUCCUAUUAAGUCGCGCACAUAAAAUAGAAAAUUUCCUAAUUCAAUUAGUAAAAUCUUUUGGCGAUGUUGACGUCGUAUUAAAAUUUCUUGGGAUUGAUUUGGAUAAUUUGACGCCCGGACGAAUUCCAAAUGAAGGUUUAGCAUCAUAG